This is a messenger RNA of Mobula hypostoma (lesser devil ray), 2768 nucleotides long. RefSeq names its product zinc finger protein 436-like. Gene Ontology annotation, biological process: regulation of transcription by RNA polymerase II. The coding region runs from base 130 to 2304 and encodes 724 amino acids. Gene Ontology annotation, cellular component: nucleus. The record is from RefSeq and is a predicted model, not a curated record. Gene Ontology annotation, molecular function: DNA-binding transcription factor activity, RNA polymerase II-specific; RNA polymerase II cis-regulatory region sequence-specific DNA binding. The transcript has 4 exons. NCBI's taxonomy places the organism in Eukaryota, Metazoa, Chordata, Chondrichthyes, Myliobatiformes, Myliobatidae.
CCAUCUCAGCUGGAAACUCACCGGCGCACGCACACCGGGGAGAGGCCAUUCCCAUGCUCUGUAUGUGGAAAGCGUUUCACGCUGUCUUCCGCCUUGCUGACACACCAGAGCGUACACAGUGGGGAUACCAUGUUUGAGUGCUGUGUGUGCAGGAAGGGGUUUAUGCACUCCUCGCACCUCUUCCGGCACCAGUACGCCCACACUGACGAGAGACCGUUCCACUGCCCGAACUGUGGCAAGAGAUUCAAGAACUCCAAUGAGCUGAAGGUCCACCGGCGAAUCCACGUGGGGGACAGGCCCUUUGGCUGCUCCCACUGCGGCCGAAGGUUCAGCCAGUCGUCCAACCUGCUGCGGCACCAGCGGGUCCACACCAAAGAGCGGCCGUUCACCUGCUCCGUUUGCAGUCGUGGCUUUGCCCAGUCCUCGAACCUGCUCACCCACCUGCGUGUCCACACCGGCGAACGGCCCUUCGCCUGCAUCGAGUGUGGCCGGGGCUUCUCCCGCUCUUCCCACCUCGUCAGCCACCAGCGCGUCCACACCGACGAGAGGCCCUACCGGUGUGACAGCUGCAGCAAGAGCUUUAAGAGGUCAGAGGACCUGCUGAGGCACCAGCGGGUGCACACGGACGAGCGCCCCUUCCGCUGCCCGCUCUGCACCAAGAGAUUCCGCCACUCCUCCACCCUGGUGAAGCACCGGCGGGUCCACACCGGUGAACGCCCUUUCACCUGCUCCAGGUGCGGGAAGGGCUUUGCCUACUCCUCCAACUUACUGAGGCAUCAGCGGGUCCACGUGUACUUCGGCUCUAGUGACCUACCUGCCCAUACACCUGUUGUGCUGAAGGCCGCCAGUCUGUACCUCCUGCCUCAGCCUCAGCGGUUGCCUCCAAACUUUACUGAGCGGUCUCUCGUCGGUGUGGACGCGCUGGUGGUUGAUGAGGUUGGAGUAGCGGGAGAAGCCCCGGCCACACUCGAUGCAGGCGAAGGGCCGUUCGCCGGUGUGGACACGCAGGUGGGUGAGCAGGUUCGAGGACUGGGCAAAGCUACGGCUGCAAACGGAGCAGGUGAACGGCCGCUCCAUGGUGUGGACCCGCUGGUGCCGCAGCAGGUUGGACGACUGGCUGAACCUUCGGCCGCAGUGGGAGCAGCCAAAGGGCCUGUCCCCCACGUGGAUUCGCCGGUGGACCUUCAGAUCGCUGGAGUUCUUGAAUCCCUUGCCACAGUCGGGGCAGUGGAACGGUCUCUCAUCAGUGUGUGUGUACUGGUGCUGGAAGAGAAACACAAGGACACCCAUGUCACAGAGAAACCGUGUAAAUGCGGGGACUGUGGGAAGCAAUUCAGUUACCCGUCCCUGCUGGAAAUUCAUCGGCGCAGCCACACUGGGAAGAGACUGUUCACUUGCAUUAUGUGUGGGAAGGGAUUCACACAGUCUUCCCACCUCCUGAUACACCAGCGUGUGCACACUGGAGAGAGGCCGUUUGCCUGCUCUGUGUGUGGGAAAGGAUUCACACGCCUGUCCAAUAUGUUGACACACCAGUGGAUUCACACUGGGGAGAGGCCAUUCACUUGCUCGCUGUGCGGGAAGGGAUUCACACAGUCGUCCACGCUUUUGAUGCACCAGCGAGUCCACACGGGGGAGAGGCCAUUUACUUGCCCCCUGUGUGGGAAAGGGUUCACCAGCUCUGCAAAUCUGCUGACUCACCAGCGUCUGCACAGUGGAGAGAGGCCCUUCACCUGCACCAUCUGCUGGAAAGGAUUCGUCAGCUCGUCCAACCUGCUGACCCACCAGCACGUCCACACCGGGGAGAGGCCGUUCACCUGCACCGAGUGCGGGAAGGACUUCGCCCAGUUGUCGCACCAGCUGACCCACCAGCACGUCCACACCGGGGAGAGGCCGUUCACCUGCUCUGUCUGUGGGAAAGGAUUUGCUGUUUCGACAAGCCUGGUGAAGCACCGGAGGGUCCACAGCACCAAAAGACCCUUCAAGUGCUCGGACUGCGCAAAGAGCUUCAAAAGCACCAAGGAACUGGUUAAGCACCAGCACACUCACGCCCGGGAGAAGCUGUUGGCCUGCUCUGCGUGCGGGAAGGGCUUCUCUCGGACCUCCCAGCUCCUCACGCACCAAAGGGUUCACGCUGGAGACCGGCCAUUCACCUGUUCUGUGUGCGGGAAGGCCUUCGCUCACUCAUCCCACCUCCUCACACAUCAGCGGGUCCACACUGGGGAGAGGCCCUUCACCUGCUCUGUGUGCGGGAAGGGCUUCACUCAGUCCUCCAACCAACUGAGACACCAGCGAGGUCAUGUCUGACGGCAGGGAGCUGCUUUAGAGUAAGAGGAACAGUACUGGUCACGGCUGAUGUCUACCUCCAUUCUGUUCAUCAGGCUUUGAGUGGCUGAUUGCAACGUUGUCGCCCCACACAAACAUGUCUUAAGAAUUUUGAUUAGCUGCUAAGUUCCAUUGUACGGGCAGGUCCUGCUUGAGUUCUGGCAUCAAUUCGUGGACAGCUUUUUAAAAGAAUUCUCCUACUUUAUAAAUUAUUUUUUCCUUUCUCACACCAAGCUCUCCCUUCCCUUCGCUACAUCAGAUGCAGAUGUCUCAACUGUGAGUUAAAACAUAGAUUUUUUAUAAUGCUUUGUUCUUAUCUUGACCACAGAGUCAAACACUUUCCUUCUGUUGACACUUGAUCCAAAAUAUAACUGUUGGUGAAGUGAUGAGGUGCUUUUCCAGAGAAUAAGUUGUUUUUAUACAGUGAGCUCAGCUUCCCUCUCCUU